AUGGCCAUCGACGCCGUCGUCGGCCUGGGUCAGCCCAUCGACCUCGUUAUCUCGGGUGGCGUCUCGGCCGUCUGCGGCCGCGCCGGAGGCUGCGACUUUGAUGUCACGCCCAUGGUUGUCCACGCCGUCUCCGGCAAUGUCACCUCGUUUGCCGCUGCCGCAGAGGGCCUCGAGCCCGGCAAGCACACACUGGACGUCUCCGGGCCAACAGGCCUCGCCCACGCUUGCACCGCAGUUGCCGUCGCCGGGGACGGCUCCGAACUCAACUGCACUGCCUUCUUUCCGCCCAUCGAGAUCGCCGGUAACUACUCGACGUACAUCCGCUACAACUCGCCAACCGAUGCCGCCUCGUCGGCGGCGCCCGCGGCGUCGGCUGACGCCGUCGCCGUCUCGGUCGCCGCCGCCCCGUGCACCGUCGUCGCCAUCAACGCCACGCUCCUCACCUGCACCCUCGCGGCCGAUCUCUCGGUCGGGACCGUCGGAGACGUGGUUGUCACCGUUCACGAUACCCCUUCCAUCUGCGUGGGUGCCUGCUCGAUUGAGGCCGUCGACGUCCUCAUCACAAGCAUCGCGCCUACCGCAGGCUCUGUCUCGGGCGGCUACACCCUCACUGUCUCUGGCGAGGGCUUUGUCGACUCGCUCGCCGACCUCAACAUCACCGUCGGCGGCGUCGCAUGCACCGUCACAGCCGUCUCCUACACAGCCGCCGAAUGCACUGUCGGCUCUGCAAACGUCGCCGGCCUCGUCGACGUCAACAUCACUGGCUCUGCACGCGGCGAGCUUCUCGCCGCCUUUGACUACCAGUUUGCCAUCCACGCCAUCCUCUUUGAUGCCGCCUCGUCGCCGCGGUCCGUCGUUGUCUCGGGCAUCGGUUUUGCUGCGCCCGCACUCACUGACCUCGUCCUUGACGCCGUUCCCUGUGCCUCGUCGACAUUUGUCAACGACUCGUAUGCCGUCUGUGAGCUUCCUGCCAACCUCGGCGGCGGCAUCUUUGGCAUCGGCGCUGUUGGCGUUGCUAACCUUGCCUGCAGCCCGUCGGCGCUCCCCUGUUCCAUUACGCUGCCGGCCGUUGUCGACGCCUCGACGCCCGAUAGGGCCUGGUCGGGCGGCGGCGAGAUUGUCGUCAUCUCUGGCGCCGGCUUUGUCGGCGCCGGCUCGACUAACUUGACCGUCGUCAUCGGUGGCGUCAAUGCCACCGUCGCCGCCGCCAACUUUACCACCAUCGAGGCCGUCAUGCCGGCCGUCCCGGUUGGUUCCCAGCCCAUCGAGAUCUUCACCGAGUCCGUCGCCGCAUCCGGCUCCGCCUCGGUCGACACCUUUGGUGUCCUCCUCCAGCGCGUCGCUGUCCUGGCCGGCACAGACCGCCAGGUCUCCGCCUGCGGCGGCGAGCGCCUCCGUCUCGAGGGCUUUGGCUUUGGCCCCGAUCCUGCUGACGUCGCCGUCAUCUUCGGCGGCUCGCCCGAUGGCUGCGUCAUCGACACCGGCUCGUUCUCGUCCACAGCCUUUGAGUGUGUUGUCUCGGACGCGCUUGCUGUCUGGGCCGGCCAGCUCUACGUCUCCGUCUCUGGCCUCAACUCCACCUGCGUCAGCCCCGGUGCCUGUGACCUCGCAGUCGUCGCCGAAGUCACCUCGGUCCUGCCCGGCUCCGGCUCCAUGGCUGGCGGUGUCGCCGUCGCCAUCACAGGCUGCGGCCUCGACAUCGCCGCGGCUUCGGGGGUGUCACAGUCGCAGAGACCUCGCAGACAUGUGACGUUGCAGCACUCAACCGUUCGCGUUGGCGCCGCCCGCUGCUCAGACCCUGUAUGCUCCUGGAUCGGUCGCGGCGAGCUCGCAUCCGUCUCCCCGCCCUGGCUCGUCGCCAACGACCCAGCCGCCUCUCUGCUGCUCUCUGGCUACGGCUUUGGUACUGUCUCGAACGUCACCAUCGUCUCGGUUGCCAGCGGCGAGCGCCUCAACUGCUCUGUCUCGGCCGCCGCCGCCAACGGCACCGCCCUCUCCUGUCGCCCAGACUACCCGCGCUCGUUCUAUGGUACCUACAUCGUGUAUGUCGUCACCCGUGGCGUCGAUGCCACUUGCUUCGCCUGCUCGUUUGAGAGCUCAGUCGCCCUCAUCGAGGCCGUCGCGCCGACAGCCAUCGCCGCCGACGGCUCGCUCGCACUCACCCUCGCGGGUCAAGGCUUUACUGGCGUCACCACCCUCGGCAUCCGUGAGCCUGGCAUCGUCGCCGCCCCGGCCGACCUCAUUCCCUGUACCGUCAACGGCGGCCUCUCCACCGAUACUUCCCUCGUCGUGCUCUGCGACGAGGCCGUCGGAUCAGCUGGCUACACUGUUGAGUACGACGAGGGCGGCCAGGCCGCCGACUGCCUCGUCGCCGGCGGCUGUGUCGUCGACGUCGACCCAGUCGCCUCGUCCAUUGCGCCCGCCUCGAUCACUGUCCGUGGCGGCACCAUCACCAUCUCCGGCUUUGGCUUUGAGGCCGGUGUCAACGCUUCGCACGCCGCCCGCUUCGGCGGCUCGCCCUGCGCCUCGCUCUCCGUCAUUGGCCCGCACACCCUCCACUGCACCAUUGCAAACGCCACCUACGUCGUUGGCAACUACGGCCUCGAGCUCGAGGUCCACUCCCGCCGCGCGCUCGGCGACGCCGCGCUCUCGCUCGCCCUCCUCCCGGUCAUCACUGCCAUCGCCCCCGCCCACAUCGUCGCCCAGGGCGGUGAGGUCCUGAGCAUCGCCGGCGAGGGCUUUGACUCGAGCCUCCCGCUCGCGGCCUACAACCUCACCCUCGGCGGUGUGGCAUGCAACGUCACGUACGUCUCGCCUUCCCAGCUGCUCUGCUCCUCCGGGCCGUCGCCAACCAACGGUGCCGCCCCGCUCAGCCUCGCUAUCUCGGGCCUCCUUGCCGUCUGCGAGGGUCCCGGGUGCGCCGUAACCUACGCAGAGGCCGUCGUUGACGCCCUCGCCGUCGUCGGCGGCGGCUCGAUCGUCUCCAGCGCUGGCGACUCGUCCAUCGUCCUCACCGGCAUCGGCUUUGGCUCCAUCCUGGGCGACAUCAACAUCACCCUCGCCCACCCGCUCGACGGCAGUGUCAGCUGCACCCCGCUCUCCGCCAACAACACCGCCGUCAUCUGCAGGGUCGAGCCUGGCCGUGCUGCCCUCGCGGUCGGCCUCGCCGCCGUCGAGGUCCGUGGUGCCGCCGCAGCCAUCCGCUCGUCGUCCACCGUCGACUUUGAGCCGGUUGUCGCCGCCCUCGAUCCGGUCCUGCUCGGCGUUACCGGUGGGAGCCAGCUCACCCUCACUGGUGCCGGCUUUGUCGCCGGUGCAGACGUUCGCCUCGGCGGCGUCGCCUGCGCCGCACUCUCGGUCACCCCCGCCGGCGACACUGCAGUCUGCACCGUGCCCGCCGCUGUCGGCGGCAUCGGCGGCCUCGGCACGCUCACCAUGACCAACAACGGUAUGGCUUCCUUUGCCUGUAACGUCUCUGCAUCGCCAGGCUACGCCUCUUCCUGCUCACCGUACUAUGUCGGGGAGGUUCUCUCGCUGUCGACCUCGUCCGGUGGCGUCGACGGCGGCACCCUGCUCAACCUCACUGGUGUCGGCUUUGAGGCCCCGCGCGUUACGCGCGUUCGCAUCGGUUCCAUCGCCUGUGAGCUCGCCUCAGUCGGUCACGCCGCUGUCGCCUGCAUCACUGCAGGCAACGUUGCAGGCGGUGUCUAUCCGGUCGCCGUCGAGCUCAACGACGGUGGCGCCGGCUCGCUCUGUGCCGCCUCGGCCCCGUCGAGCUCCGCCAUCCCGGCCUGUCACUUUGCCUACCUCCCGCGCAUCGACGCCCUCCUCCCACAGGCCGCCGAAGCCUCGGUCGACACGCUGCAGAUUGUCGGUGCUGGAUUUGGUACCUCGCCGUCAAGCCUCCGUGUCGCCCUCGCCGGCGUCGGUAACCUCGUCAUCACCGCCACCGCUGACGCCUCCCUCAACGUCACUCUCCCACCCGGCCUCGACGGCCGUGUGCGGGCCGUAGAGGUCCAGGCCUUUGGUCACGGCGCGGCAUUUGGCGCCAACGCCACCUGCAACGUCUCCUCGAGCUACGCAUGUGCCUUUGUCACCCUCCCGCGCAUUGACUCGAUCAUCCCGCAAGUCGGAUCGUCGGCAGGCGGCGCGAUCCUCACCCUCGUUGGCUCAGGCUUUUCACCUGUCAUUUCCGAGCUGGCGGUCGUCGCCCACGGCCUGCCGUGCACCGUCAUCGCCUCGGCAGCCACCACCCUCGAGUGCGAGCUCGCUCACCACCAGGCCGGCCCGUUUUCGGGCGUCUCACUCACCGUCGCUUACGGCGCCGCCGCAACUUGCAACGCCGCCUCCUGCGAUUUUGUGUACUCGGGUGCCAUCUCGGCCCUCACUCCCUCCUCUGGCGGUGUCGGCACUCUCGUCACCCUCGACGGCAUCGGCUGGCCGACAAACAUCUCGUCGGCGGCCUACGCAGACGUGGUCAUUGCUCUUGGCUCGCUCACCUGUCGCCCGGUUGUCUCGGGAGGCCUCACCGGCCCGAUGCAGUGUGUCGUUGUUGGCCCAGGGCUUCCCAACUCGGGCCCGCUCAACCUCGCCGUCUCCUGGCCCGACGCGCUCAGCUUUGUCGUUGACUCGUCCGCCGCCGUCUUUGACUUUACCCACAACAUCACCGCGCUCCUGCCUCAAGCCGCGCCUGCCUCGGGCGGCAACACCCUUGUUGUCCAUGGCGACGGCCUCCAGCCGCUCAUGACCUCGGGCCCGCGGUCGCAGAUUGUUAUCGACGGCGAGGUAUGCGCUCCGCUCCCGACCGCAGCCUCUUCCGCCACUGUCCGCAACACCUCGUACGCAGACAACAUCCUCGUCGCCGACGCCGCAUGGUCCGAGUACCUCGACGCCGACCUCUACUACGGCACCCACAACAUCUCCUUCGGCUACUCGGUCACCGCCGCAGGCAAUGAGACUGACGCAAGCUGCAGCGUCAGCCUGGCCAUCGGCGGCAACGUCGUCCUCAGUGCCGACUUUGCCGGCGCCUGGCUCGACACCGCUAACCUUCUCGCCACCGCAAGCUCAGUGCUCGUCACAGGUGGUGAGCUGCUAGAAGUGCGGGUGGUCGGCAACGCUUCCCGUUGCGUCGUCGCCGUUGACUACCUUGCUUUUUCCGCCCUCGACGGAUACGGCAACGCCUCGCCAGACGAAGUCUCCUGCAUCGUCCCGCCCGGCCGCGCAGGCGUUUUCGAGCUGCAGAUGUGGAACGGCGGCACGCGCGUUCCGUGCGCCAUCACUCCAGCCUGUAGCUACCAGCGCAUCGGCGGCGUCGCGAGCGUUGUCCCUGCCAUCUCGUCUGCCAACGCCAACCUCACACUCUCGCUCGCCGGCCAUGGCUUUGCACCAGGCGUCGAGAUCUGGCUGGUCCCACACGCCAACACUCUGGCCAACGUCUCGUGCGUCGUCGCCAACACGAGCGACAUCACCCUCGGCGCCCUCACCUGCGACAUUGUCGGGACCGUCGAGCCGGCCGUCUACAACGUCUCGGUCUCGCUGCCGGCUACAAACGCGCCGCCCUUUGCCUACCUCACCCCCGCCGCGCUGCCAGUCACCUGGACCGCAGUGGCUGUCAUCGACGACGUUGCUCCGGCCGACGUCGGUGUCCGCGCCGGCGAGCUCGUCCGCAUCACUGGUCGCGGCUUUGGCGCUUCCGGCUCCGGUGUCGCCUAUGUCGCAUUCGAGCCGCUGGCUGGUCCGGCCGCUGCCGCUGUCCCGUCGGCCACCGGCAACUGCACCGUUGUCGCCGCCUCUGAGACUCAGCUCAACUGCACCUCGCCGCCCCUGGUCGUCGGCCACUAUGUCGUCAAGGUCUACAUGAACCUAGUCGGCGCCGAGGCCGAGUGUUCAGUCGGCGCCGACUGCACCAUCGUUGUCGUCGCUCUCGUCGACAAACUGCUGCCGGUCUCUGGGCCCGCUGUAGGCUCGGACGCGCUGGUCGUCGACGGCGCCGGCUUUGUCCCUUCCGUCGGCGACAACGCCGUGAGCCUCGACGGGCUGCCGUGCAGCCUCGUCUCUGCCAACGAGACCACCAUCGUCUGCAUCCGGCCUCCGGCCCGCGGUGUCGCCACCAACGCCUCGGUCGUUGUCGCCGCCGACUACCCCGCGCGCUGCGUCUCGGACGCCGCUUGUGCCUUUGUUGUCGUUCCCUCGCUCACGGCUGUCACGCCGGCCGCCAUCGACCCGGCCGGCGGCGAACUGGUCACACUCCUCGGCACCGGCUUUGACCCCACGCUCGUCUCUCCGAACGCGUUUGCCUUCCACGGCCUCGACUCGAGUGGCGGUGUUGCCGCUGUAGACGCUGUCGCCUGUCUGCCGCUCGCGCCCCCGUCCUCGCUCGUCAACGCAAGCUGCGUCCAUGGCAUCGCCGCCGUCGACGCCUGCCCCGGUGGCUGCAACCUCACCAUCGCGCUCGUCGUCGAUGCCCAGGCCCCGCGCGUCGGCGAGGCGCCCGGCGGCGACCCGGUCGUCUUUACCGGCCGCGGCUUUGCACCCGACUUUGCAGUCUGGUUUGACCUCCUCGGCGGCCCUGGGCCCGAAUCGGUCGCCUGCAUCGUCGCUGCCGCCAACUUUACCCACCUCACCUGCGUGCCGGACGCCGCCGUGGCUGGCGCGUACGAUGUCCGCAUCACCGGUCGCAACGCCACCUGGGCCUGCCCUCCCGGGGUCUGCAGCUACGAGGUCCUCGCCCGCGUCACAUCCAUGACUCCGGCUGUCGGCCUCGCUUCGGGCGGUGUCACCAUCGACAUCCGCGGCACCGGCUUUGCCAGCGAUCCAAGCCGCCACUCGGUCCUUGAGACCCAUGGCCGCCCGUACGUGUGCGACGCCUCGGCCUUGGGGUGUGGCUUUAACGCGCACCCGACCGUCUCGUCAGUCGCGCCGUCCCGUGUCUACGCCUCUGGUCGCGACAACGUCACCCUUGCAGGCUACGGCUUUGCCGCCAACCUCACCGAUGUGCCGACCCUGGUCUCCGUCGGCGGCGUCGCCUGGGACCUCCGUGAUGGCGCCGACUCAAUCGCCGUCCUCGUUGCCGCCACCCGCUAUGUGACCGGCGGUGAGUACGUUCUCGCCGGCGGCAUGGACUCGCUUCCCUGGGUCUGCAACACCUCGCUCGCCUGCAACAUCACCGUCGUGCCCGAGAUCGCAAGCGUCACCGCCCGCGUCCCGGUUGGCUCCGGCCCGGGUGUGGUCGUUGUGGUCGACGGCGCCGGCUUUGAUGCCCCGCUCUCCGAGCUCGAGGCCUGGCUCGGCGGCGUGCCGUGCCCCGUGCAAGAGGCGAACGCCACGACGCUCGUCUGCCUUCCGCCGCAGGCCGAUGCCACCAUUGUCGUCGGCAGCGUCAUCGUCAUCGUCCAGGGCAUCACCGCCGAGUGCAUCAACCCUUCUGGUUGCGGCCUCGCACGUGUCCCCGAGAUUCACUCCAUCCAGCCACGCGCCGCACUCUACGACCUCACCACCCGCCUCACCAUCGCCGGGCGGGGCUUCUCUGCCGCCCCUGUCAACACCACCGUUGACCUCGGCCCGCACCCGUGCAUCGUCGCCUCGGCCAACGAGACCCAUAUCCUGUGCGACGUCGCCGGCGGCAACGCGUCGCACCCGGUCGUCGUCACCGUCGUCGACGUCAACGGCCUCGCUGCCACCAGUGAGUGCAUUGACGAUGCCGCCGCAGACUGUAUCUUCAAAUUUGUCGAGCCGAUCUGGGUCGACGCCGCUGCCGGCUCAGAGGACGGCUCGUGCGUCUGCAACCAGUCGCCGCCCUACUCGCCCUCGUCGCCGGGCUGUGCCUCCUUUGGCUGCGCGCUCGCUAACGCAUACUUUGAGCACCAUCGCAUCUUUGCCAGAGCUGGCUCCUACUCGGGCCCGCGCAAUGCUCGUCUCUCAUCGCCAGCAAGCCUGGACGUUGUCCUCCGCUCCGUCGAGCCAGACGUCGCCGACGUUGUCGUCGACUGUACUGGUGCCGAUGGUCCGUUCCUCACCCUUGUUGGCCGCGAGGACGUCAGUGGCUUCACCAUCACCCGUUGCGUGAGUGAGAGCCACGGCGGCGGGCUGGUCAUCGCCCCAGGUGCAGCCGUCGUCAUGACUCACAUGACCUUUUCUGCCAACGAGGCCCGCAACGCGUCGUUCGGCGGCGGCGUCUACGUUGCCGGCGAGCUCAACGCCACCGCGCUCACCUUUGCCGCCAACAACGCCACCGCCGGCGCAGGCCUCGCCGCAGGCAAUGCCGCCUCAGUCGUCCUCGUCGACGUCGUCGUCCGCGACUCGGUCGCCGGUGGCGGCAUCGUCGCCGCCGAUGGCGCCUCGGUCGAGCUCCGAGGCUCGUCGUGGAUCAUGGACAACGCCGGCUCCGGUCUGCAGGCCCUCAGCGGUGGUCUCGUCCGCGCCACCAACGCCACUCGUGUCAUCCGGAAUGUCGCAGACUAUGGCGGCGGUCUCUAUGCCUCGGGCUCGGGCUCGACCCUGCUGUGGCUUGCCGGUCAUCCGGACGCAUCGCUGGAAGCCAACGUGGCCGUGUAUGCCGGCGGCGGAGCCUACGCUGAACUGUCCGCCUCGGUCGUUCUCUCUGUUGGACCUGUCCACAACUGCUCUGCUGCAACUGGCCUCGGCGGUGGCGUCGCCGCCGCAUCUACCGGCUCUGUCCAUCUCGCAGCUGGCGUCGUCAUCUCAGACUGCUCUGCCGCGCGCGGCGGUGGUGCCGGCGCCACGGACGCUGGCGUCGUCCACCUCGUCGCGACAACCCGCGUCACAAACUGCCAUGCCUCGGACGCCGGAGGCGCCGCCUGGGCUCAGUCAUCCGGUAUCAUCAACGUCGCAGGCGCCAUCGAUGCUUGCUCGGCUGUCCGCGGCGGCGGCAUCGGUGCCAGUACCUCCGGCUCCAUCUUGGCACCCUCGUCGACCCGCAUCGAGUCGUGCUCCGCCUCGAGCACCGGUGGUGGCCUCUUUGCCGCCGCCGGCGGCUCCGUCGCCUUUAACGGCACCAUAACUGCCUGCUCUGCCACUGUCGGUGGUGGCGGUGCUGCUUCUGGCUCGUCGGCGCUCAUUGAGCUCGUCAGCGCCACCGUGGUCUCCUGCUCGGCUGGAGGCCAUGGCGGUGGACUCUACGCUGACUCUGGUGCCUCGAUCUCGGUCGCUGCCGCCACCAACAUCUCGGCAUGUUCCGCCGGUCUGGGUGGCGGUGGAGUGGCCCAGAACGGGCCAGGCCUCGUCAGCCUCUCGCACUCGCUUGUCACUCACUGUUCCAGCAACGGUGCUGGUGGUGGCCUCUGGGCCAACGCCUCGACCGAAGCUGGCCAGAGAAUGGAGCUGGUCUCAUCAACAGUCACUCACUCGUCGGCUGCGGUGGCUGGAGGCGGCCUCGCGGCGGCCUCGGGCCUCAUUGUCCUCGGCACUGACGUCGUUGUCGCUCACUGCUCUGCCGCCAGUGGUGGGUGCCUCGCGGUCGCCGCUGCCGGUGGCAUGCUUGAGCUCCGCGACAACGCUCUGGUCACCAACUGCUCCGCAACCGCCGACGGCGGCGGCAUCGCAGUCCUUGCCGCCGGUGCCGUGCUCGUUACCGACUCGGUCGCGAUCGAGACCAACACCGCCGGACAGGACGGCGGCGGCCUUUGCGCCAUCGGCCGUGGCGCGAUAUCCGUCCAAGCCUCUGCUUCGGUCACGGCCAACACUGCCGGCCGACAUGGCGGUGCCGUCUUUAUCGCCGACGCCACCUUUGGCUCGUCCGGUAGUGCUGCCAUCCACGCCAACGUCGCCGGCGCCGACGGCGGAAGUGUGGCCGUCGGUCCCGACGGCUAUGCAGUCAUCAACUCUGCGCUCACCAACGCCACUGCUGGGGGUCUGGGUGGUGGCGUCGCCGUCCGCGGCGGGCGCGCCGUCCUCGGCCUACUCGGCAGCGUCUCGGCCUCGUCUGGAUCCGUCCGCGGCGCCGCUGUCACCGUCGAUGGCACCGCUGGUCUUGUCAGUGUCUUUGACUUGGCUGGCGGCCGUGUUUCUGGCGCUACUGGCGACGGACUCUACGUUGUCGGCGUCGGUGCGCUCCUCAACAUGACCGCGGGCACCAUCGAAGCCAAUGCCCGCAACGGGCUGGUGGUCGAAGGUCCCUCCGGCACGCCCACACUUGUCGCCGGCCCGAGCAGCUUCAUCACGCGAAACGGGCUCGACGGCGUUGUCGUCCUGGCCAGCGGUGCGCUCGAGGUGCACGACGACGCCGCCAUUGCUGCCAACCUUCGGCAUGGCAUCUGGGCUGGGACCGCCGGGCGCAUCACGCUCUACGGCGGCAACGUGACAGCCAGCGGUAGUGACGGCAUCGUCUGCUACUCUGCCGCCGCCGUCGCCGUCCGCGGCUCGGCGGCUGUUGUCGACUCGGGCCGUGACGGCCUCGUCGCCGACGGCUGUGCCGAUGCAACCGUCGCCGCCGGCGGCCGCGUUCUCUUCUCGGCGCGCUACGGCAUCCGCGGCGAGAACGCGUCGAUUGUCGUCCUGGGGAAUGGCGGCGAGGUCGCCGACUCGGCUCACACCAACCUCUGGCUCGGCGAGUCGGCCAAUGCCACCAUUGCAGGUGCGCUCAUCCGCUCUACCUCUAGCGGGCUCGUCAUUAACCCAGGCGCAACCGUCACUGUCGCCGCUGGUGGCUACAUUGCUGGCUCGGCUCUCCAUGGCAUCGAGGUCGCCAUCAACGCCUCGCUCAUCAUGACCGGCGGCCGCCUCGAGGCCAACGCCGGCUCGGGCAUCGCCGUCAACGGCUCCGCCGACGUCCGCGGUGCGUACAUCGUGAACAACGGUCCGGUCGCGUACGGUGCAGGCAUCCUCGCUUACGGUCCGUCCGCCACCGUGGUCCUUCACGCCUCGGUCGUUCAGGGCGGCGAGGCCGCCGGCGCCUGUCUUGCUGUGCGUGCUGGCGCUGCCGCCACUGUCUCCGGCGGCUCGUCGCUGCUCGACGGCCGCGCCCGCGGCGCGUCCAGCGCCGGCGGCUGCGUCCUCGUCGAUGGCGAAAGCUCGACGCUGCUCCUCACCUCGGCUACGCUUCGUGGCUGUGUGAGUGACGGUCUCGGUGGCGCUCUCGCCGUCACCUCGGGUGGAUACGCCUUGCUCAAUGGCUCGGUGCUUGUCUCGGGUGAUGCCGCAAGUGACGGCGGCGGGAUAUGGAUCGACAACGCGCUCGUUGACCUCGCCCACGGGGCCAACAUCUCGUGGUCGGCCUCGGCUGGCCAUGGCGGCUGCAUCGCCAUCUCCGCUUCCGGCUCGGCCACUCUCCGCGACGGUGCUGUUGUCGGCCCGUCUUGCGUUGCCGCCGGCAAUGGCGGCGGCAUCUGGGCCGCUGGAUCGAUCAUCCUCACCUCGGGCGCUGCUAUCCGUGGUGGAGCCGCCGCUGCCGGUAGCGGCGGUGGUCUCGCCAUCGCUGCCGGCGCUCGCGGCUCUGCUAACGACGUCACCAUCUCUGAAUCGACCGCCUCCUACGGUGGCGGCGUGAGCCUGGAAGGCCUCCUCGACUUUGACCUGGGCUCGGGUGUGGCCAUCACCGGCUGCUCUGCUUCCACAAACGGUGGUGGCAUUGCGCUGCUUGCCACCGUCUCCAUCUCCUCUGUCAUCUCGUCGGGAGCCACCAUCUCCCACUGUACUGCUGCCGGCAACGGCGGCGGUGUGUGGGCCUCGGGUGGCGCCUUUAACGUCACCGGUCUCAGCAUCGCAUCCUCGACCGCCACCGCAGGCGAUGGCGGCGGCAUGUGGCUUGGAGGCGCAGCUGCGGCAAAUGUCGACGCUCUCGUCGUCGUCGCGUCGUCGGCCGGCCGCCACGGGGGCGGCAUCGCGCUCGCAGAUACAUCCGGUGCGCUCGUCAACACCACUCUUGUCAACACCACCGCCGCAGACUCGGGUGGCGGCGUCGUCAUCCUCGACGGCUACGCCGGCUCCAUCGCAGCCCUCGACGUCUCCGGCUCUGUCGCGGUCCGUGGAGGCGCCCUCGCCGGCUCGGCCACCAACAUCACUGACCUCACCGCCACCAGCUGCUCCGCGCUCUUUGGCGGCGGUGUGUGGGCAUCACUAGGUGUGACGCCGGCGCCGCUGAUUCUCAUUGGCGGUGCCAUCGAGUCGAGCACUGCUACCAGUGGUGGUGGCGGCGGCGCCGCUGCCGUUGGCGGGUCGGCCUCGGUUCUCCGCCUUGUCGGUACACGCGUCGUGGCCUGCUCCGCAAGCGAUCCGGGGCAUGCUCUGCUCGCCAUUGACGCUGGUCGACUCGAGCUUGUCGAUGUCGUCAUUGCAAACCCCGCCGGCUCCGAGGGAGCCGUGGCGGUUGUUGGAACCGAUUCGGUCGUUGACGCCCAUUCCUGCGAUGUGGUAGUCACCGACAUGGGCGGCCGCGCCUUUGCUGCCCUCGCGCAUGGCUCGCUCCUCCUCACCCAGAUCACCGUUGCUCGUGGUGGCCUCGUCGUCGACGCUGGCUACGCCACCCUCGACUCGGUUGCGUUCUCCAACGCGCAUGUCAUCGGCUCGGGUGGUGCUAUCCUGGUCUCGCACGUUGCCGCUCCGGGCUCGGUCGUUUUUACGGACGUCUCGCUCUUCAACUGCUCGGCAACCGCGUACGGCGGCGCACUCGCUGUCGUCAACGCCACUGUUUCAGCUACUCGGCUCAACGGUACGCUGGCAAGCGCAGGCGGAGCCGGUGGCGUCGUCAGUGUCUCGGGCAGUGCUUCUCUGCUCACGCUCGUCGACGCGCACCUUGCCUCAGGCGCUACCGCAUCCGGUUCAGGUGGCUGUGCCUUUGUCGGCGACGGCGCACGGCUUGAUGGCCUCGGGCUGCACGUCACCUCGUGCAGCGCCAGCUCCGGUGGCGGUUUGGCCAGUAGCGGUAGCGCCUCGCUGCUCUCGUUGGGCGCAGACUCUGUUGUUAAUAGCUGCUCGGCCACUGCUGGCGACGGCGGUGGUCUGUGGGUCGGCCCUGGUGCGCUCCUUGCCACCGACGCUGUCUCCGUCGUCGCCUGCGUCGCGACAGGACGCGGCGGCGGCAUUGGCAUCGAGUCGGCGGCGGGCGCGACGCUCAACACGACGCUCGUCGUCGACUGCAUCGGCGGCGCUGGUGGUGGCGGGGUGUGGGCAUUCGGCGGCCAGAACGCCGGUGCCGUCACGCUCGACGCCGUCACCCUUGUCGGCAACGACGGCGGCUCGGGUUCUACCAACUCCUUUGCGCUCGAGCCGACUCGUCGCGAGCUCAACCCCGGCAACGUGCUUGCUGGCGGCGGUGCGCUCUUUGACAACGCAACCGUCAUUGCCACGUCGGUCAACGUGUCGCGCAACGCGGCAUCAGUCGGCGGUGGCCUCGCUUUCUACAACGGGAGCACCGGCUACGUGGCCGACUCACACUUUGCCCACAACUCAGCCGAGUCUGGCGGUGGCUGGUACAUCCGCGAUGACGUCUCGCUCGGCGCCUCGGGCAUCUCGUUCGACAACAACACCGCAGCCGCCUACUUUGGUGGUGGCAUCCACAUCCACCUCGCCACUCUCACCCUCACCGCUUCCAGCUUCUCACACAACUCGGCGGCGCUCGAGGGCGGCGGCAUCUUCUGCUGGCAGUCGUACCUCACCACAGCCUCCAUCGUUCACACCGGCAACUUGGGCGGCGACGCCGUGUGCUCUGGGUGUGUCUCCGAGUCUGGCGACUCGCCAUGUGUGUUCUCGCAGGACCGUGUCUACGUUGACAACGUGUACGGCAACGACGGCGAAGACUGUAAGUGUCUGGGCGACUGCCGCACCAUCCAGUGCGCGCUCAACCUGGUCGCGCCUGGCCUCGAGGUCCGCAUCCGCGACGGCGUCUACACCGGUGACGGCAACCGCGACCUGUUUGUGCCGGACGGCAAGCCGAUGCGCAUCGUCUCCCACUCAGAGAACGCCGCCGGCGUCGUCCUCGACCUCUCGGUCGCGUCUGGCCACCGCGCGUUCAACCUGACUGGCGUCGGCCGCGACGUCAUCGUAGCCGCCCUCACCGUCCGCGGCGCCGAUGUGACCGGCGACGGCGGUGCGUUCUGGAUCGGCCCAACCUCGGGCCCGGUCCUCGCCAACGUUGUCGUCGAAGACUGCACCACCUCCGGCGACGGCGGCGCCGUGUACGCCGCCCCGGGCUCAGCCGCAGACCCCAGCCCGGCGGUCUCGAUCAACUCGGUCGUCGUCUCCCGCUGCUCAGCUGGUUCUGUUGGUGGCGCCCUCGCCCUCGGUGAGCGGGUGAACGUUUCGCUCGUCGACCUCGCCAUCCGCGACACCUCGGCGUCGGCCGGUGGUGCGCUCUGGAUAGACGGCCUCGAGGGCUCGUUCAUUGCCGGCGUCAACAUCACCAGCUCGGUUGCCACUGCAGCAGGCGGAUGCGUCUACGUCACGGGGGCCGCCACAAGCGUGCGGCUCCAAGACGUGGCGCUGGCCAGCUGCGUCGUCAGCGCCGGCGGCGACGGCGGCGGCAUCGCCGUCCGCGGCGGCGCCGUCGUCGAGCUGGCGUCCGGCUCUGAAAUCCUGCAGAGUCUUGCUCCAGGCGGCUCGGGCGGUGCCGCUUCGGUCACCGGCGCGGGCUCGCUUCUGGUAGUGGGCGAGACAAGACUCGCCGGCAACAAUGCCACCAUCGGCGGCGGUGUCGCUGUCUCUGACAGCGGGCGCGUCGAUGUCGUCGCUGGCGGCAUCGUCGAGCUCAACCACGCCACCGUCGGUGGCGGCUUUGCCGUCAACGGCUCGGCUGGCGGCAUCGUCGCCUUUAAUGCAUCCUCGGUCCUCCGUUAUAACUCGGCGCUGGUCUACGGUGGAAACGGGUACGCAGUCAACUACGGUCAGGUCCUAGUUGACUUUGCCGAGAUCGCCGGCGGCUACACCGGCAUCUCGGGCGGUGGCCUCUACCUCUUUGAGUUUGCCACCCUCAGCAUCUCCAACACCUCCAUCCAUGACAACACUGCCGGUGCCCUCGGUGGUGCCAUCUACUGCAACCGCUUCGGCACCGUCUUGGGCUCGGGCAACGUGUACUCGGGCAACUCGCCGCCGAACCGCUGUGCGCUCUGCGGCAUCGACGGUGACCUCACCUGCCUGAGCGACAUCGUCGUCGACGACGUCAACGGUGACGACGGCAUCGACUGCCAGUGCGUCGGUGAGUGCAAGUCGCUCCACUGCGGCAUCCAGGGUGUGACCUGCUUUGGCUCGCGCGUCCUCGUCCGCCCCGGCACUUACACCGGCCCGCUCAACCGCGGCCUCAGCUUUGGCGGCAAGGCCUUCGACCUAGAGGCCGUCGGCUCGCCCGCAAACACCAUCAUCGACUGCGGCCUCGCCGGCCGUGCGCUCACCUUUGAGAACGGCGAGGCCACCAUCAGGAUCAGUGGCUUUACCUACCGCAACUGCGGUGGGCCGUCUGUCGACUACGGCGGUGCCAUCCUUAUCAGUGACGGCGCGCCGCAUCUCGACAACGUCGUCUUUGAUUCGUGCUCCGCCACCACAGGCGGUGGCGCCGUCUGGGUCGGCAGCGCUGGCCAGCUCUCUGUCGCAGACGUCACCUUUACCUCGUGCUCCGCUGGCGCGGGUACCGGUGGCGGUGUCGGCGUCGCUGACGGCGUCCUCAAUGCCACCAUGGUCGACUUUACCGCCCAGCACUCGAGCGUCUGGAUCGGCAGCGGCGUCGAUGCCGUCCUGGAGCGCGGCACCCUUACCGGCUCGCCGGCCGGACUCGUCGUCGCCAACGGCUCACUCCAGCUCCGCAACGUCACCCUCGCCAACGUCACUUCAAACACCGGCGCCGCGCUCACCGUCGUCGGCUCACGCGCCGUCGUCGUCCUCGCUGCCGACGUCGCCCUCACCGGUUCGCAAGGCUCGGCCAUUGCCGUCUCGGACGGUGGCCUCGCCGUCGCCGCCGGCGCGCACAUUACUGCCACCGACGGCGGUGACGGUGUGCUGGUCUCGGGCGCAGGCUCCAUCGCUCGCCUCGAGAACGCAACCGUUGUUGAGCGCGGCCGCGGUGGCGUAGCUGUCCACGCUGUCGACGGCGGCCGUAUCAUAGUCCACCAUGUUGGCACCGCGCUUCGUGAUGGCGAUGGCGACGCUGGCUACGCCGAGACCGGUGGCCGCAUCGACCUCCUCGAUGGCGCCGUCGUUGCUGGCGCCUCCGGCUCCGGCUUGGUCGCCGCCACGGGCGGUCUCGUGUACAUCGCUGACGCGAGCACCCGGGUCGAGAACCAAACUCUUGCCGGCGUUCGGCUCGCGGCUGGCGGCCUCGCCCAGGUCCACAACGCCACCAUCGCCCGCAACGGCAUUGGCGUCCAGGUUGACGGUGUCGACGCGGUCUGGCUCGGCCUCGCCGCUGCCAUCACCGACAACGUCGACAGUGGCAUCUUGGUUCGCUCCGGUGGCGUGGCCCACCUCCAGAGCUCCACUUUGGUGGCCCGCUCCGGCGGGUGGGGUCUCGUCUCUGCCGUCAACGGCAGCAUUCUGGUCAACGCAUCGCUUGUCGACGCCAACACUGCCGGUGGCGCGCAGGCUGUUGGUGUUGGCGCGCGCAUCCAGCUGACGCUCUCGACUGUCUCUCGCUCCGGUGGCCGCGCUCUCGCCGCAGUCGAUGCUGGGGAGCUCGUUGCGCUUGACUCGGUCUGUGAGUUGAACGUUGUCGCUGGCUGCGGCCUCGCCGCCAACGGAACCCUCCGCUGGACCUCCGUCCUUGCCCGCAACAACUCGGCAACGACUGGUGCAGGGCUCUUGGUCGAUGGUGUUGACGGCCUCGCUGUCGUUUCGGGCGGCCGCAUCAUCUCAUCGGUCGCUUCCGGCUGCGGCGGUGCAUUUGCCGUCUCCCGCGCAGGCCGGCUCGAGUUUGCCGACGGCUUUGUCGUCGCGUCUGCCGCAGCCGCCAUGGGCGGCUGUGGUUGUGCGGAGCAAGGCGCUUCGCUCCUGCUCGCCAACGGCACUGUCACCGGAUGUGACGCUGCUGCCCGCGGCGGCGGCCUCUACAUCGGGACCGCGGCGGCGGCGUCGGCGACUGGCCUCGCGCUCACCAAUGCACGCGCCGACGCGGGUGCUGCCGGCUGGGUCGAAGGUGGCGCCUCCCUCACGCUGGCAGCCUCGCGCCUUGCAGACUGUAACGCCACUACAGUCGGAGGCGGAAUCGGCGCCGAGACCGAUGCCACCGUCGUGCUCUCGGACAGCUCGCUCGUCACCAACUGCGUCGCUGGCGUCUCUGGUGGUGGGAGCUGGUGUGCGUCAGGUUGCUCCUUUAACGUCACGGGCAACUCUACCAUUGCCAUGUGCGUUGCUUCCUCCACCGGCGGCGGCGCGGCUGUGGGGCCUGGCGGUACGCUCAGUCUCUCGUCCGCCAUCAUCGCCCGCAACAACGUGAGCGAGACGCUCGCCGCCGGGCGCGGCGGUGGCGGUCUUGCUGCUGUCGGCUCGGCUGGCACUCCGGCAACCCUAAUUAUGGUCAACUCACGUUGCGAGGACAACCACGCCCGCGGCGGUCUCGGCGGCUGCCUCUACGGCAGCUUUGCCGCUGUUUCGGUCACCCGCUCGCAACUUCUUCGCGGAUCGGCGGCGUCGGGAGGAUGCGCCGGCUUUGGCUACGGCGCCUCGUCGAUUGUCCUCGCCGACUCGACUUGUGCCGAUGCGACCGCUGUCAUUGUGGGUGGCGGCCUGGUGGCCUCGACUGGAUCGUCGGUCGUCGUCGAUGGCCUGGCCGUCUCGCGCACGACGGCACCGCUGGGCGGAUGCGUCGCCGCCGAAGCAGGCGGCAUCCUCGAGAUACGCGGCAGUUCACUCACCGAGUGUGUGGCCGAGACCGGCGGUGGUGCAGUCGCCACCUCGGGCGGCCGCGUCUUGGCGCUCGACUCGCUCAUCUCGGACUGUGUGGCCACCGCUGCUGGCGGUGGCGGCUUUGCCGCUCUCAACAACUCGUUGGUCGAGCUCGACUCGGUCGCUGUCACACGCUGCUCGGCAAGUGUCGGCAACGGGGGCGGUCUCUACGCCGCUGGCGCCGGCGCCGUCCUCAACAUGACCGCCGCCUCGAACAUCUCGUUCUGCUCGGCCCAGUCGGCCGCGGAGGUGGCCUCUACGCUUCCGCUACCGCCGCCAUCGGCACUUCUUCUGGUGUCGUCCACGCAUCUCCGGCUCACCCGAGUCCUCCACUCAGUCGCCGACGCAAGCUUUGGUGGUGGUCUGGCCGUCGAUGACGGCUGCCAUGUCCUCGCUGUCGGCGUGGAGCUCUCUCACUGCACCGCAGCCUCGUUUGGUGGUGGCAUCGGCGUCUCGUCGUCUGCCACUCGCGUCGACCUCUACGGCGCAACCAUUUCCGAGUCUGCCGCCUGCGAGUGGGGCGGCGGUUCGGGCGUCGUCGAUGGCAGCCUGGCCGCCUAUGGCGGCGCAUGGCGUGGCUCGUGGAUCGGCGAUGCAAACGGCCUGCCGUGCGCUGGCGCGCCUCCGGCCGCCUACGGCGCGGGCAUCGGCAUUGUCGCCGGUGCCCUUGAGCUGAGCGGCGUCACCGUCGCCGACAACAUCAUCGCCGCCGACAUCCUCGGCGUCGCCACUGCUUUCGGUGCCGGCGUCGGUGUCAACUCAUCGGCUGCAAGCGCCAACAUGACCCAUUGCACAGUGGUGGGUAACGUGCUUGUGAGCUCCGCAUCGGCCUCGUCGUCUGAUGUGUUCGGUGCUGGCCUCGGCGUCGGUGCCGGCGGCCUUGCCCUUGCCACCAACGCCAGCUUUGUCCACAACACCGUUUCCGGCGCUGGUGCGGGAGGCGGUGCCGCGGUCUCGGGAGCCGGAUCGCGGCUGGAGCUCCAUGCUUCGCGCUUUUCGCGCUGUGCCGCCCCGCGCGGCGGUGGCGUCGCCGCCACCAGCCGCGGUCUCCUUGUUGGCAGCGCCCUGGAGCUUGACGACGGCAUCGGCUACAUUACCGCCGGUGGUCUGCUCUGCGCAGAUGCCGGCUCGUGCAACCUUGACCGGACCACAGUUGUCCGGAACAACGGCAGCUGUGCUGUCUGGCUGGGUGGCUCGGGCAGUCUGGACUUUGCCGAUCUCGAUGUGCUCGACGCGGCCGAACGCGGUGUGUGCGUUGCUGAUACCGCUGCUGCCUCCUUAGUUCGCGGCUCGGUCGCACGCUCCGCCGCCGAGGGCGUGCAUGUCAGCGGCGGCGCGCGCCUGACGUCCACCGCCGCCACCGUGGUGACCGAUAAUGCGCUUGCCGGUAUCCGGAUUGUCGGCCCGGUGACGACCGCCAUCCUCAAUGCCACCGUCGUCUCGUCCAACCACGAGUCUGGUGUGCUCGUCGAGGCUGGGGCGAGUCUCCGCCUCGACGAAGGCGCUCAGGUCCUCGCCAAUGCCGCCCACGGCAUCCGUGUCGCCGACACCAGCUCGCUGGUCGAGGCCGACAACACGCUCAUCCGCGCCAACAACGUUGGUCGCGGAAGCUCCGGGGGUGGCGUUAGUGUCGCCGCCGGUGCCGUCGCUGUCCUACACGCCUCGGUCGUCCUCUCCGACAACGAGGCUGACAUUGGCGGCAACGUCGCUGUCACCGACGCUGGCUCGCGCCUUGAUCUCCUUGGUGCGUCGCUCCUGGUCGGCCGCGCCUCCUUUGGCGGCUCGCUGGCCUGCUCCGACUCGGGUGUGCUCGUUGCCGCCGGGGCGGUCGUCGCCGACUCGGUCGCGGCUGGCUCGGGCGGCGGCGUCGGUCUCGAUGGUUGCGCCUCGGCGUACAUCUCGCAAAUCACCGUCCGCAACUGCUCUGCGGCGCACAAUGGCGGUGCAUUGGCUGCGGUCAACGGCUCGGUCCUCGUUUUCUCGGCCUCUCAGGCCAACGACUGCUCGGCUGCCGCCACUGGCGGUGGUCUGUACCUGGCGUCGGCUGCCAAUGCGACGCUUACCAGCAGCCAGGUCCUCUCGUGUGUCGCGAGCACCGAUGGCGGCGGCAUCGCUGUCGUUGACGCCCACGUCACUGCCUUGGACCUGUUUGUCUCGCACUGCGACGCAGCCGCUCGCGGAGGCGGUCUCUUUGGCCUCCGCGAGACGUCCUCGGCCUGGACCGACGUCACCGUUGUCUCCAGCUCGGCGGCACUCGGCGGCGGCAUGGCUUGGUCUCACUCGCGCGCCGUCAUCGUCCGCGCCAACGUCUCAUCCUGUGCCGCUACUUUGCAUGGUGGUGGCGUCUGGAUCGAGGACGCCGCCUCGGGUGUUCAGCCAAUCCUCGACGCGGCGCUGCUCGAGAACAACGUCGCUGCCGGUUACGGUGGCGGUCUUGGUGCCGGCGACGGCGGUCGAGUCGCGCUCACUUCCGCGACAUCCAUCGUCACCUCGCGCGCCGUCAACGGCGGGUGCAUCGGUCUCGCCGCGGCCAACGUCUCGGCCUCUGACUCGACUCUAUCGGAGUGUUUGGCGUCAAGUGCCGGUGGCGGCUUCUGGGUUGGUACCGCAGGCCGCCUGGAUGGGCUCCGCCUCGUCGCUUCGGACUGCCUUGCAUCCGGAAGUGGCGGUGGUGGCUGGAUUGCUGAUGCCGGCGUGGCCGAUCUCGCCGACUCGGACCUUGUCCGCUGCGUCGCUGCCGACUCGGGCGGUGGCCUUGCUGCUGUUGCAGGCUCGGCUGUCACUCUCUCGGCUGCGACCGAGCUCGUCAACUGUACCGCCGGUGGUUCCGGAGGCGGCGUCGCUGCCCUUGGUGCCACACUUUUCGUAUCCAAUGCCCACAUCCGUGGUUGCUCCGCGAGCAACGACGGCGGCGCUGCCGCUGCCCACGGCCUCUCAGCCUCGCUCUUCCUCAAAGCUGUGCAACUGACGAGCAACACCGCUAGCUAUGGUGGCGGUGUCUCGGCUGACUACGAUGGUGUCUUUACCUUGACCGAUGUCACCGCCCUCGCCGAUGUUGCGCUCGUCACGGGCGGGAGCCUCUACGUUCGUGGAGGUGGAAGCGGUCUUGUCCAGCGGUCAUCGCUCGUCGAUGCGUCAGUCGUCGGCUCUGGGGCCGGUGGCUGUGGCCGCGUCGAGAACGGAAGUCUCACCCUCGUUGCUGCUGUUCUCCGCGGAUGCUCCGCUGGCGACGGCGGUGCUCUCUGGGCCAGCGGUCCGGCCGCUAAGCUCGUUGUCAACGACACCCUCGUCGACACCUGCACCGCCGCCCAGGAUGCCGGUGGCAUCGGCGUCGGUGCGGGCGCCGACGUGGUCGUCACCGCUACCAACGUCACCAGCUGUAUCGCAGGUCGCGACGGUGGCGGUAUGCUUGUCAGCGGUGACGGCCUGUCGUCGGUGGCGCGCCUGUCUGUCGCCACCUCGCGGCUGAUCGCCAACCAAGCUGUCCGCCGCGGCGCAGGCCUUGCGGUCUGGGCUGCGGCAAACGCUACCUGCGACGCGCUUGUCUCAGACUCGGUCUUUGACUCGAACGCUUGCGCAGGUGAUGGCGGUGGCGCCAGCGCGCACGGUGCCGGCGCCCGCGCUGUCUUUACCGACGUCGCCAUGGCGCUGGAUACUGCGGCGAGCUCGGGUGGUGGCGUGUACGUCGCACACGGCGGCAAUCUGCAUCUCAUCACCUGUCUCCUCUCCAACCAUACCGCGUCGAGCUAUGGCGGUGCGGUUCACGUUGCGCCUGUCGGUAACGUCACUGUCACCCACUCGAUCAUUGACGCCGGGCUCGCGGGCCUCGACGGCGGUUGCGUCUCCAGCGCUUCGCAAGCUGGCCUCUGGCUUGACUCCUCGCAGCUGACGCGUUGCUCAGCUGGCCGCGAUGGGGGUGGAUUUGUCGCCUCGGCCGUUGCCGCCGUCAACCUGCUCGACACGCUUGUUAGCGACUCGACCGCCGCCCGCCAUGGUGGUGGCGGGUACGUCAUGCCGGCUGCAUCAGCAGUCGCGACCCAGCUACGGGUAAUCACUUCAGUCGCGCUUACCGGCCAUGGUGGAGGCAUCGGCGUUGGCGCAGGUGGCGAGCUCGACCUCGUCUCGUCAUCGAUCGCUGCUUGCACUGCUGCUGGGCCUGCCAGUAACGGUGGUGGCCUCAGCAUCGUCUCCGGCAGUGUGCGCGCGCUCGGCCUCAACGUCUCGCUCUCUGUCGCCAGCAACGGUGACGGUGGCGGCGUGUGGGCCACCAACGCAAGCUCGGUCUUUGAGCGCUCGACCUUUGUCGCCUGCUCUGCCGCAAAGGCUGGUGGCGGCCUCGCAUACACGCUUCCGUCGAGCGACAACCUCCUUACUCGGGUUCUGGUCGACAGCUGCACUGCGGCCGGCGUCGGCGGCGGCAUCGCCGCCCACGACUCGGUCGUCGUCUACGUCAUCGACACCGUGAUCACGUCGAGCACAGCCAGCUCUGCUGGUGGUGGCUUGCACCUGGCCAACGCGGCGUCGGUUACCCUGGCCCGUGUUGCGGUCGCUGGCAACACCGCUGGCGGCGCCGGUGGUGGCGCCGCUGUUGUCACCGCUGGUAGCCUUCGGCUCGAGGACGGCUCGCAGCUUACCCGCAACAUGGCCACCAAUGGUGGCGGGCUGUGGAUCAGCUCCGACUCGCUGUGCGUCGUCACCGCCGCCAGCCUCGCGGCCAACAACGCGACGGCAGUCGGUGGUGGCCUUUACGUCAACGGCUCGGCCAUCGCCCACGUUGUGAACGGCUCUGUGGUUACCGGCAACGCCGCGAACGACGGUGGUGGCCUCGGUGUCGAUGCCGGGUGGCUUGACGCCAACGACUCGAGUGUCACCGCAAACUAUGCUGCCAACGACGGCGGAGGCUUCUGGGUUGGCGCUUCCGGCCGCUUGGUCAUGGCAGCGGCUGCGCUCGCCGAGAACACCGCCGCUCGCGAUGGUGGUGGGCUCGCCGCGGCCGCCGGCGGCGACGCCAAGCUCGUCAGUGUUACUCUCGACCGAUGCUCCGCCGCACGACAUGGCGGUGGGUUGAGCAUCACUGGUUCCGCAGCCAUCGCCUCGCUCCUCGCCACCACAGCCACCAAUUGCUCUGCCGCCGCCCAUGGCGGAGGACUCUCGGUUACCUCGGCCGCGACCGUCACCCUAACCAGCUCGCACAUUAACUCGUGCACUGCUGUCGACGGCGGUGGACUCGCUGUGGCAGAUGCUGACGCUCGGCUUACCCUCAUCGCCUCGCUCGUCUCGCACUGUGAGGCCGCGGCCUCUGGUGGUGGACUCUGGCUUGGCCCGGCCUCGCUUGGUAGCCUCCAGGCAAGCCGGAUUGCCCAUUGCACAGCCUUCAUUCACGGCGGCGGGAGCAUGGUCUCGGGCGCGAGUGCCGGCCUGGUUGGUCUGGACUCGUACUGGGACGGCAACAUGGCGGUGCUCGGCUCCGGCGGCGGCGCUGCUGCCGAUGCCGGUGGCCAGUUCAACGGCACCCGGCUUCAGUUUGCCGCCAACGUCGCAGCGUCGGGCGCAGGCGGCGGUGUCUUUGCCGCCAACGCCUCGCGCUGUGACCUCGACGACUGCCUCCUCGCCAACAACACUGCAUGGCUGUAUGGCGGUGGCAUCGGGCUCGGCAGCGACGGCAGACUGGCCCUCCAUGCCUCGGAGCUCCUCAACAACUCGGCAAUCGCUCCCGCCUCGGCCUUUGGUGGCGGCCUCGGUCUCGCUGGGCCAGGCUCUUCGGCUGUGGUCACAAGUUCGCUCCUCGCUGACAACUCGGCAAUCGACGGUGGUUGCAUCGGCGUUGAUGCCUCAGCGGUCUCCCCGGGCUCGUUUACGCUCAUAGACUCGCAGCUGGUUGCCGGCUUUGCGUUGCGGGAUGGCGGCGGCUUGUGGUGUGCCCAGUGCGACGCCUCGGUUGUCCUUGUCCGCGUCUCUGUGGCCAACGCCACCGCAGGCCGCGAUGGUGGCGGCAUGCUCUUUACCCGCACGGGCUCCAGUGGCGCAGCCUCAGUCGUGUCCGGCUCCAUCGCCUCGUGCUCCGCCGCGAACGGCGCGGGUGGCCUCGCCGCCACCGCCGCCGCAAACGUCUCGCUCUCGGCCGGUCUCGUCCUCCGUCACUUGGUCGCCGCCUCGGCCGGCGCCGGUGGCAUCGGUGUGUGGGACGCCGCCUUGGUGGCUUCGGAUCUCCACAUCGAGUCGUGCACCGCCGCAGGUGGUGGCGCAGGUGGCGGCCUGCUUGUCUCGGGCUCGGCUGCGAGCGUCCAGCUCGCCCGUGUUCUCGUCGAGUCAUGCGCCGCCUCGGCCGCUGACGGUGGUGGGCUCUGGGCUGCCAACUCUGGUCGUCUCGCGGCCGCAGACCUUACGGUUGUCUCGUGCUCUGCCGCAGGCUCCGGCGGCGGGCUCGGCGCUGGCUCAUCCGGCGUCGUGGACGUUCGCCGCGCGCACCUCUCGCACUGCUUUGCCGCACUCGAUGGCGGUGGGCUCGGCUGCCUUGGUGAUGCCCACUGUGCGUUCGACUCGGUCAUCGUCUCCCACGGAACCGCAGGCCGGAUCGGCGGUGGUGCUGCUGCUGCCACCGGUGGCAUGCUGGUCGGCGCCAACGUCACGGUCGUCUUUUCCAACGCCACCCUCUCGGGUGGCGGGCUUGCCGCCUCAAACGGCAACAUCUCGCUGACCAACUCGACGAUUGCGGACAAUGUCGCCAGCUGCAUUGGUGCAGGCCUCGCCGCUGGAGGCGGCGGUGUUUGGGUCGAGGCCUCGCUUGUCUCGCUCGACGCCGCAGUCAUUGCGCGCAACCGUGCCCUAGGUGGCUCGGGUGGCGGCCUGCUGGCCUCGGCUGCAGGCGCUGAGGCCGACGUCGUUGUCACAGCCUCGAGUCUCGAGGCCAACACGGCCGAUCGCGGCGGCGGUCUCUUUGCUCGUCAUGCCACCAAGUUGCGGCUGGCCGGCUGCACCGUCGCCGCCAACAUCGCCGCCGGUCCGGUCGCUUGCGGCAGUACCGCUGUAAGCAUCACCGCCGUCGAGGCCACGGCCGCCGCAGCCGCGGCGCGCGCUAGCGACACGGUUGGCGGUGGCGGUGGGCUCUGGCUCGGUGGCGUCUCUGCCGGCGUCGUUAUCGCCGACACCGUUCUCGAGCGCAACGUCGCAUCAGGCUGUGGCGGAGGCGCGCUCAUCUUCGAUGCAGCCGUCCCGACGCUCACAGCCGUCACCUUCCGUGCCAACCUUGCGCUCUGCGGCGGCGGCCUUGCGCUGUGGCGCGGCGCCGACGUCACCAUUGCCGGUGCGAGUGCCUUUGACGCCAAUCGCGUCGGCGGCGUCGCUGGUGCCGGUGCGGGUGCUGGCGCCGGUGUCUGGAUGUCCGAGCAGGCGAGGCUGAUCAUGGCGGCUGUCGAUGUCCGUGGCAAUGUUGCCGAGGGCAAUUGCUCCGCCGGCGCUGCUGGAGGCGGUUUUGCUGUCUUCAACGGCUCGGUCGCCAUCCUCAGCAACCUCAUCGUUGCCAACAAUUCUGUCUCGGUUGCCGGUCCGGCCUCCAGCCCGGAUCUUCGCGGAAUCGGCCUCGGUGCCGGUGCAUGGAUUGAGGGUGCAGGCGCCGAGCUGGUGGCCUCGGGCGUCGCAUGGCUCGACAACUCCGCCGGUUCGUCGCUUGCUCUGGGCUACGGCGGAGGCAUUGGCCUCGGCCCGCUCGGUAACCUCACGCUGGCCGCGAGCUCGUCGGUCGUCGGCAACUCGGCGUCUGGCGACGGUGGAGGGCUCUACGUCUCGGCGAACGCGCACGCGCUCGUCCACGACUCGACCAUCACUGCUGAUACCGCCAGCGCCCGUGGUGGCGGUGCCGCCGUCUUUGGCGAGCUCCGCCUCGACCGCAGCGCCCGCAUCGCACACUGCGUCGCCCUCUCUGGUCAUGGCGGCUGUGUCUACAUUGGCGCUCCUGGCUCCUUGCUCACCACCAACUCGUCGCUCGUUGGUUGCUCUGCUAGUGACGGCGGUGGAUGCGUCGCCAACGUCGGUGGAUCGCUCGCGCUCGCAGGCACUCUCCUCGCCGAGUGCGAGGCGACCAGCGGCGACGGUGGCUGCAUCUACGCCGCGUUUGCCAACCUCACCCUCGAGGAUGUCCACUUUGAUGCUUGCUCCGCGCCAAGUGGCCGUGGCGGAGCCGUUGGCCUCGGCGAGCUCGCUCUCGUCGACAUGACCCGCGUCCUCCUCACCGCCAACUCGGCGCUCUCGGGUGGUGGCGGCGUGUUUGUCGGCCGCGACGCGUCGGUCCGCGCUGUUGGUGGCAGAGCCGCUCGCAACGUCGUCAGCUGCGGCGUCGGCGGUGCCUGGCUCGUUACCAACGGCUCGGCCGUCCUCGACACCAGUCUCUGGGAGUUUAACACGGCCAAUGGCUCGGCGUCGUGCGCCGGCGAGUGGGCUGCAGAGCCGUGGAUUGGCUCGGGUGGUGGGCUCGCCGCUAUCGGCGCUGCCACCUCGCUCGACAUCUCCGACUCGUCCUGCGUCGCUGGUCUCGCCGAUGCCUAUGGUGGUGGUGUCUUUGUUGCUCACGGCACUCAAGUCUCUCUCACCCGCACCAACAUCUCGGCCUCGUACGCUGGUCUCUCGGGUGGUGCGCUGGGCGUCUGGCACGCCUCGCCGCGCAUUGCCUCGUCCAAGCUCGCCGACUGCAUCGCUGCCCGCGACGGCGGUGGGCUCUUUGUUUUGGGCGAGAACGCAGCUCCAGUCUUCUCGAGUCUGCUCAUCUCGGCAUGCGAGGCCGGUCUCGACGGUGGCGGCCUCGCCGCUGUCCUUUCGUCGCUCACCCGCCUCGACUCGGACUCGGUCAUCGACAGCUGCCGCGCUGGCCGGCUCGGUGGCGGUGUGUGUGUACGCGCCGCUGGCUCGGUCGUCGUGCGCGACACUGUCAUCACGGGCUGCACCGCAGCGUCGGACGGAGGUGGGCUCGCAGUCUCUGGCCUGGCCUCGCAGCUCAAUCUCACAGCCGCAGUCGUCUCUUCUUGCGUCUCGGCUGGUGACGGUGGCGGCCUUGCCUCUGUUGACGCCGGCCGCUUCGCCGCGGUCGACGUUGUGGUCCGCGACUCGGUCGCCGCGCGCGACGGUGGCUGCGCCGCAGUCCGCGACUCUGGCGUUCUCGUCGCCUCGGACUAUCUCUUUGAAAAGUGUGAGGCUGCCCGCUCCGGCGGCGGACUCUGCGGUGACCGAUCCGCACAGCUGGUCCUCGCCUCCGGCCGGCUUGUCGCAAACCGCGCAGUGGCCGGGAACGGUGGUGGCCUAAGCGUCGCGCUUGGCUCUGUGGUUGAGAGCGACGAGCUGGUCGUCUUCAACUGCUCAGCUGCUACCGCCUCGGGCGGUGGCGCCAGCGUCGUCACCGGUGCCCGGCUCACCGCCCAAGACCUCCGGAUUGAAGCCUCGGACGCAGCAGUCGACGGUGGCGGGCUGCUGGCUGGCUCGGGCGCCCAGGUCGUCCUGGCCAACGUGAGCGCCAUCGCCAACAUCGCCGGCCGCUCGGGCGGCGGGCUCGCCUCGCAGUCGGGCGCGCAAAUGGUGGUCUCGGUCUGUGUGGUCGAGGCCAACACUGCGGGUGCCGGCUCGGGCGGAGGCGUCUUUGGUCAAAACGCGGUCUUCAACGCUUCCGGACUGGCAGUGGUCCGCAAUGUCGCCACCACCGGCUCGGGCGGCGGCAUCGGCCUCGAGGCUAUGGUCACAUUUGACGUCAACCAGGUCGUCGCCUCGUCCAACGAGGCCAACUCGACCGGUGGUGGGCUCUCGAUCGCUGCCGCAGACCGGGUCGUUCUCGCAGACGUCGAGCUCGGGACCAACACUGCUGGCUACGCCGGCGGUGGCUUUUAUUUUGCCGACGUCGCCUUUUCGGCCAUCACCGGCUUUGUCGUCGCUGACAACUCGGCUGGCAGCCUCGGUGGUGGCGGCUACGUUGGCUCGUCCAACGCGCUUGUCACCAACUCGACGGUGGUCCGCAACACCGCCGGCGAUCGCGGCGGCGGCAUCUACCUCCGCGACGGCGGCGAGCUGGUCAUGGACUCGGUCGAGCUCCACGACAAUGCCGCUGGCUCCGAGGGUGGCGGCGUCUUCCUCUCCUCGCUCUCGGUCUCGCGCAUCAUCGCCGCUUCCAUCGUUUCCAACACUGGUGGCGCCCGUGGCGGUGGCGUCAUGUGCGAGGCCUCGGCGGUGCUUGAAGUCCACACCUCACGGGUGGCGGCCAACACAGCCGCCACCCGAGGCGCCGGUAUUGCUGUCGUCAGCUCGGCCUCGACCCUCCUCAGGUCCUCGAUCGUCUCCUCCAACGUUGUGACCGACGCUGGUGGCUCUGGUGGUGGCGUCUACGCCGACUCGGGUGCGCUUGUUGAGCUCGUUGGCUCCAUCGCUGUCGGCAACAACGCGUCUCUCGGCGCGGGUGUCGCCGUCGAUGGCGCCAAGGCUGUUGUCAACGGCUCCUACCUGUGGGGCAACCUGGGCCGCGAUGCCUGCGGCGGCCUGGAGGUCGUCGACAGCGUCCUCGAGCUCCAUGCCCUGCCCGACGCCUCCGGCCUCGCUACUCGUGCCCUCCUCGCAGAUGAACUCUCUGCUGCGCUUCACGGUGCGUCGCCCAACGCGCUGGCUGCCGUCGAGGCCGCAUCACUCGUCGACGGCAACGUGGGCGGGCCGGUCGGAGUUUGGGACGAGACCAUCGUCGGCUUCAACGUCGCCAACGUCGGCAACGGCGGUGGCAUUUGUGCCGUCCGGUCUGCCUCGGUUAUCCGCCACCUUGUCGCCCUCGGCAACGACGCACUCGCCGCGUCGGCCGGAGGCAUCUUUGUCGCCAAUGGCACUCUUGACGGUGCUGAUCUACUGCUCGCCAACAACUCUGCCGCGCUUGACGGCGGCGGUGGCAUCGCGACCGGCGCCUCUCUCGAUGGCUCUUUCCGCACGCUCCGGGCCUGGCACAACGUGGCCGGUCGCUCCGGUGGCGGGCUGCAGGUCAGUGGCCCCGGUGUGGUGCGCGUCGCCAACUCGCGCCUUGAGAGCAACACGGCGGUGACCGGCUCAGGCGGCGGCCUCGCGGUCGACGACGCUCUGCCGAUGGUCAUCUCGACCACCCUCCGAGCCAACGAGGCCCGGGUCGGCUUUGGCGGCGGCGCCCAUUUCUCGGCAGGCCCUGCUCCGUACACUCUUGUCGGCUGCACUGUCGACGCCAAUGUGGCCCUCUCCGGCGGUGGUCUGGCGUUCCGCGACUCUGCUGUGGUAGUGACCCGCACUCUUCGGGGCACCAACCUGACCGCCACCCACAACCUGGCGGUCGCCGGCUCGGGCGGCGGUCUGUACGCCAUCUCGUCGACGCUGGACAUGCUCGACUCGCACCUCGCUGCCAACGCCGCUUAUAUGAGCGGCGGCGGCGCGUUCCUCGCCUCGGGUGUGGCGGGCAGCUACCAUGUCUCUCGCUCGACGCUGGAGGCCAACGCUGUCGCCGCCGGCUCGGGCGGCGGAGCCUACGUUGCCGCCGACGUUGUUGCCACCUUUGCCGACUCGAUCGUGCGGACAAACGUAGUUAGCGGUGACGGCGGUGGGCUCUACGCCAACGCCUCGUCGCCCCGGGUAGAGCGCACCCUCAUCGCCAGCAACAAUGCGUCGGGCUACGGUGGCGGCUUUGCCGGUUUCGGCUCGGCGGCUGUCUUUGUCGACUUGACUACCUCGGGCAACUCGGCGGAGCUGAACGGUGGCGGCUGGGCACUGCUGAGCGCCAGUGCUCCGGUGCUGAGCGGGCGGAACGUGGUUGCGGCCAACGCGGCUGUCGCCGGCGGCGGCGUCUUCCUCGCCGCCUCGUCGGUCCUCUCGGCCUCGCUUGUCGAGAUCGGCAACAACACCGCGUCUGCUUUUGGCGCCGGCUUUAUGGCCGAGACCAACGCCUCGGUUGUCCUUGUCUCGUCGCAGAUUGUCGGCAACGCUGCUGCGAGCUAUGGCGGUGGAGGUAUCGUCGACGACGGCUAUCUCUCGCUGAGCGACGUUUCGGUCAUUGGCAACACCGCUGCAACCUACGGCGGUGGGCUUGUCGGCCGCAUCUCAGUCGUUGCCGUCCACGCCUCGGUCGUCACUCGGAACGGCGCCGCGGCCGGCAGCGGUGGCGGCGUCCACGUCGUCUCGUCGCGCCUGGUCGUUCUCGACUCUGAGGUCACGCUCAACACUGCCAGCGCGAGCGGCGGCGGUGUCUUCCUCGCCACCGAUGUCUACACCGCGCUCAACACCACAAUUAUCGCCGGCAACUCGGCCCACGCCGGUGGUGGGGUGUACGCGCUCAACUCGACUGCGUCGGUCCUUGGCUUUUCGGUCAUCCGCGACAACAUCGCAGCGGCCUCGGGUGGUGGCCUCUACUACGACGAGGCUGAGACCCAGCUGGUGGCCACGGUUGUCGAGGCCAACACCGCCAUCGGCAUCGGUGGCGGCAUUGUGCUCACCGGCGGAUCGGACCCGGUAGUCCAGGAUGCGGUGCUCGCACGGAACACGGCGGCGUACGGCGGCGGCUUCGGCAUCUCAGACGAGGCUCAUCCAAUCCUUGUCCGCACCACCGUCGUCCUCAACGUCGGUCUCAUCGACGGCGGCGGCGCGUACGUCUCGGACGCAGGCAUCGCCGAGUUCCCCUUCUCCACCUUUGCCAACAACACCGCGGUGGCCGGCAGCGGCGGCGGCAUCGUCGUCGCCACCGGCUCCAACCUUGUCCUCGACGACACCAGGAUCGAGUACAACAAGGCCGGCGCCUCGGGCGGUGGCCUCCACGUCGUCGACGGCUCGCUCAACAUGUCGCGCUCAAUCUUUGUCGGCAACUCGGCCGGCGAUCGCGGUGGCGCCGUCUCGGCCCUCGGCAUGAUUUACUCGCAGCUGGUCGACCUUGUCUUUGACGGCAACUCUGCUGGCUACCACGGCGGUGCGGUCUUCCUUAACUCGUCGAGCAACGCCCGUGUCCUCCGCACCGUUCUCUCGGGCAACGAGGCGGCCACCGGCCUCGGCGGUGCCAUCAUGGCCUUCAACGUCACCGACGUCGAGCUCGACGCGGUCACCAUGACCGGCAACACCGCCGACGGCGCUGGCGGCAUCUUUGUGAACGGCCGCGCCCUGGUGGUACUCCGCAGUCAGCUCACCGCCAACACCGCACGCGCUGGAUCGGGCGGCGCUGUCGUGGUCGCCGGCAAGUCGUUUGCCGUCUUUACCGCAGUCACCGUCGAAGACAACGUAGCGUUGGCCAACGGCGGCGCGCUAAGCUUCGAGACCCAGGCCCAGGUCCGGUUCGAGGACUCGGUGGUGAGCGGAAACAGCGCCGGGCAGGACGGCGGGGCGGUGUCGACCAUCGCUGGCGCCGUCUCGACCUUUGUCUCGUGUACGCUCUCGCGGAACAUCGCCCAGCGUGCAGCAGGUGUCACCAUCCGCUCCGCCGAGUCCCUCCUCCUCAACUCGACCGUCGAGGCCAACACCGCGACAACGCUCGGUGGCGGUGUGUACAUGGAGGACUCGAAGCUCACGCUGAGGUGGUCCAACUUUUCGGCCAACGCCGCCGUGACCAACGGCGGCGGCCUGUGGAUGACCAGCUCGGUCUUUGACGGCUCCGACUCGGCCUUUGUGGCCAACUCGGCCGGCGGGGUCGGCGGCGGCAUCGCUGCCUACGCCUCGCAGAUCUCCCUUGCUGACGCCACCUUUAACGCCAACCGUGCCUCGCAGUUUGGCGGCUGCCUCUUUGGCGAGACACUGCACAACUCGACCUUCAAGGACUCGGUCUACUCCAGGAACGUCGCCCGCUCUGGCGGGUGCAUGUACACCUUUAACGGGCGCUCAACGCACUUUUCCAACUCGCUCUUUGAGGCCAACGCCGUCGUCUCGCCUGACACUGCACGCGGCGGCGCGCUCUACGCUGAGCGCGACGAAGAUCUUCAUGUCACCGAUGUGAUCCUCCGCGGCAACUCGGGUGCGUCCGGUGGUGGCGUCUUUUGGCAGAGCGUGGUGUCGGCGAGCAUUCUCCGGGUCACUGCCGAGGACAACUUGGUGGCUGUCCUCCCGUCGACCGGCGCCGGCCUCCAGCUCUCGGGCUGCUCCAACGUCAGUGUCCACGACGUCACCGCGCUCCGCAACUCGGCCGCCAACAACGGCGGCGGCAUGGCGUUUGAGCAGGUCACCGAUGUCACCAUCUCGAACUGUGUGCUUGAGGGCAACACCGCCAUCGCCGGUUCGGGCUCGGCGCUCUUCUCCACGCUCAACUCGCGCCGGCUCCAGGUGGUCAAUGUGAGCGUGACCGGCAACACGGCCGCGCUCGCUGCCGUCCACAUCGAGUCCUCGUUUGACUUUGUUCUCGCACACUCGGUCCUCUCCGGUAACCUGGAGGGCUCGCUGAGUGUGAGUUCCUCCACUGGUGCGAGCAUCCACGACCUGAUCGUGACCCAGGUGACCGGCGGUGAGCGGCCGGCGGUCUACGUCCGUGACAGCACAGGCGUCGAGUUUACCCGGCUCAACGUCACCGACAUCAACACGGUGGUGGUCGGCGCCGCGGUGAUGGUCGACGACACACCGCCAUCGGCGUCGCGGGCAGCCACGGCCGAGGCCCUGGCAGGUGACAACCUGCCGACAGUCCUCUUCACCUCUUGUGCCUUUGAGCGCAAUGUGGCCGGCGAAGGCGGUGCGGUCUCGCUCCGCUACGCCAACACUCGCUGGUCGCGGUGCAGGUUCGCCUCCAACCGGGCGCUCUCCAUCGGCGGCGCCAUCUCGGCGCGGGCCUCGAUCGUCGGCACAAACCUGGUCACCGACUCGGUCUUCCUCGUCAACUCGGCCCAGGUCGGCGGCGCGCUCUUUGCCGGUGGAAGCUCAGUGCUCAAGGUGACCAACUCGCUGUUCGAGAGCAACGUCGGAGGCGACCUCGGCGGCGUGGUGGCCACGUCACGGACCGCGAGCCCGCGGCUGGAGGACUGCGUCUUCCGGCUCAACUCGGCGCCGCAGGGUGGCGUCGUCUCGUCGGACCAGAGCGGCCACGCCUUUGUGGUCGGCGGCGAGAUUGUCGACAACGUCGGCGCCUUUGGCGGCGUGGUGUACACCAAGGACGCCGGCCAGGUCACGCUGCAGAGCGUACUGCGGCUCUCGCGAAACACAGCCGAAGCCGGUGGCGUCACCUACUCGUUUGGCGCGUCGGGCGUCCACAUUCUGGACUGCGUCAUCGAGGCCAACUCGGUCGACGACGCCGGACAAGGCGGCGUUGUUUUCGCCACCAUCUCGUCGACGGUGGAAAUUGUGCGGACGACGCUGACUCGGAACGUGGCCGACACCGGCGGCGCGGUCUAUGCCACCUCGACCUCGUCCGUCAGCAUUGUCGACUCGCUCCUCACCCUCAACUCGGCGCGGCAGACGCUCGACCAGGGCGGCGGUGCGGUGUCAAUCGACCAGGGCGGGACUGUGGUCAUCGAACGCGGCGUCGUUUCGCGCAACGACGCGCUCGACGGCGGCGGCGUGUACAUGCGGUUCGACUCUUUGCUUGUGGUCCGCGGCACCCGCAUCGCCGACCACUUUGUGGCCGGCCAGGGCGCAGGCAUCUACUGCCGGCAUUCGGGCGGGCAGAUCCGGCUAGAGGGCGCGACAAUCGAGUCGUGCCAGGCCUCGGACGGUGGCGGAGUGUACUCGCUCUGCUCAACCUCGGUCGUCGGCGGCGUGUUCGCCUCAAACAAGGGCAACAACGGCGGCGCCCUGACGACUGCGUCGAACCCGGGCCAAAUUGCAGUGAGCGGUGGCACCGAGUUCCGCGACAACGUGGCCGCCUUUGGCGGUGCCAUCUACUUUCUGCCCAACUCGACCGGCCCGUCGGCGGCGCUGGUCACCGAAGGCCGGUUCGACUCCAACUCGGUGGACAUCGCUGGCGGCUGCGUCUACUUUGAGUCAGCCUUCCCGGUGGUCGACCCGUGGUGCGUCGAGUGCUCCUACACCGGCAACGUGGCCGAAGGUUACGGUCCGGUCCAGGCCUCUGUUGUCUCCAAGAUGUCGAUGAUCUCGCAGUGGCCGCAGCUGAAGGAAGCCAACGAGCGGUUCGGGUCGGUCAUUGCGCUGCAGGACUACUUUGAGAACACCGUGACGCGGACAACCGAAGGCGACCGGCCAAUCCAGGUCAUCAUCAAGGUCGUCUUUGACUUUGACGGCGACGGCACCUACUCGGAGUUUGAGGGCCUCGGCACUCCGCCAGCCGUUCUGCAGGGCACGGUCUCGGUGCCGGUCAUCGAGGGCCUCGCCACCUUUGAGAACUUGCUCCUCAAGGUACUCGACCUCUCGCAGCCGUACACGCUGCAGUGGACCUCGAUUCCCGAGACGACGACGCUGGUCAACGAGACGGUGCGGAGCACGUGCGGGCCAGGCUUUAUCGUCGACCGCGACAUUGCCGGCUUUAUCAUCUGCAUCCGCUGUCCGUACGGAACCUUUAACCGGCGGGCAGGCAGUAUCACCUGCUUGCCGUGCCCGAUCGGUGGCCUCUGCGCCGGUGGUGACGACGUAGGCUCGACGCCGGGCUUCUACGAGAUCACCGACCCGAACGAAGAGGUCCCGGUCUUUAAGCGCUGCGGCAUUCCGGGCGCGUGCUGUCCGACCCCGUCGGGGCUCGGCUUUUGCGCCGCCGGCUCGGCCCGGGUCUGUGGGCGCAACCGAGCCGGCGUGCUCUGUGCCGACUGCGCCGAGGGCUUCUUCCUGGUCUCCAACAAGUGCGUCAAGUGCGACGGGUACAACUGGCCGCUCAUCAUGCUGCUGCUCCUGCCUGCGCAGGCCUUUGUCAUCAUGACCCUAGCCAAGAAGCCCGGCAAGGGCGGUGGACUCAUCAAGAUUGUGCUGUACAUGGCGCAGACGUGCCCACUCCUCAUCGGGCCCAUCUCGCCGUUCUUCAACAUUUUCUCGGUCCUUCUCCUCUCGCCCGAGGUGCUCGAGCGGCUGGUGGUGGGCGAGCCGGACGAGAACUCGUCGUCGUCGUCGUGUCUGGCCCCGCUCUCCCCGCUGGAGAAGCAGAUGGCGAGCCUGGUCAUUCCGCUUGUCCUCUUUGCACUCCUCGGUGCCAACUUGCUCGUCCACCUAGUGCUCCGGAUCGCCGGCGUCAAGUACUUUAAGCGGAUGCGGCUGGACAUGUACGUGGCGGGCGCGCUAGCCAUUGCCGGCUUUUCGUACUCGACGCUGGCCAAGACCUCGCUGCAGCUCCUCAACUGCUUCCAAGUCGACGGCGAGCAGCGGCUGCAGGUGGCGCCGGACGUGCCGUGCUACCGUGGCGCGCACAUUGUGCCGAUGGUUCUCGCCAUUGUCAUUAUUGUGCUGCUUGUCCUCCCGCUCCCGCCGAUGCUCGCCGGCCUGCUGCGGUACUACCGCAACCGGAUCCGCGACCCGCUGCGGCCGCUCGAGGCCAACGGCCUCCGCGACGCCGUUGUCACCCGCCGCUUCGGUGCGCUCUUUGGCGCCUACCGGCCGUCGGCCUACUUUUUCGAGGCCGUCGUCAUCGGUCGACGAACGCUGAUGACUGCGCUGUACGUGGCGUUCUUCCAGGAUGGCCAGAACCGCCAGCUGGUGCUCAUGAUCGCGUGCUCGUUCCUUGUUAUUAUCCACAUGGUGUACAUGCCGUUUGUGGACACGGCGUCAAACCGGCUGGAGCUCUUCUCGCUGCUCGUCCUCACCCUCCUCGCCGCUCUCGGCGAGCCCGAGUCGGAGACCGAGGACGUGUUCUUCAUCCAGUCGUUUGUUAUCAUGUCGUUCAUCGGCUUCUUUGUCUUUGUCUACAUCGGCGUCCUCCGCCGCGCGCUCAAGCUCUCGGACCUCACCUUCCGCGAGUUUGCAGCCGCAAAGCUCGCUGCCAUCAAGAAGGCCCUGCGUCGGGCCGAUGACGAAGGCUACUCGUCGUACCACUCGGACGUCGACGUGCUCGCCAAGUUUGCCGGCGCUCUCGACGAAGUCGAGGCCGAGUUCCUCCUCGAAGAGAUGGCCGGCGAGCGCAAGCCGCACUGGUACGUCGCUGGCUCGGCCUCAGGCCUCCGCAUCAGCGAGUCCAUGUCAAGUAUCGACUACAGCUCGAGCAGGACGAGCGCACUCGAGUCGAGCAGCGCCGAAAGCUCGAGCGGUAGCAGUGCCAGCUCGACCUCGGCCUCGAGCUCAGACUCGGCCUCGGCCUCGAGCUCAGACUCGGCUUCGGGUGCCGGUGUUGGGACAGUCGCCGGCAAGAACGCCACCUCACCCGCGGUUGCGCCUGCGCCGUCAGGAACAACCGAAGCUGACGAUCCAGAGAGCUCGGCCUCGGUCUCAGCCUCGGUGACAUCGAUCAUGUCGCGAGAGUCCGAGGUUGGCAAGGGCCUCCCGCGCUGGUCGCGCAACAUGAGUGCCGGCCGGGCUCGACGCAACAUCGACGACACCAGCUCGGGCUCGGGCUCGGGCUCGGGCUCGAGCUCGGACUCACACGCCUGGUCGUCGACUGCAUCGGCCGACUCGCGGUCGGAGAUCCACCGCGGGCACGGCCAGCUUGGCCGCGGUGCCUGCUCGGACUCGGGAUCGGACUCGGACUCAGUAUCGUCGGGCGCCGCACUUGCCAAUCGCGUCGGCCAUCUGCACUCGACCAUGUCGUCAGUUGGCUCGCGGAGCGAAGCCGAGCGUGCUGCAGUGCGGCACGUCGGCAGCUCGUCAGCGUCGUCAUCGUCAGACCAGACCUCGGCGCUCGUUGACACCGCAAACGACUCGGAUCCGUGGUCAACGUCGGCCAGCUCGGCCAUCUCGCGCAGCCAUCAUGCCCGCGCCGUCGCCGGCGGCGGGCGAGACCAAGACACGACCGUGUACUCGACCGCCACCGUCGACGAGACCGCCGACGAGACCACCGACAACACGGCACAGUUGUCGUCGGCGUCGAUCGUCUCGAUUGACUCGCGGCUGGACUGA
Messenger RNA from Thecamonas trahens ATCC 50062, 36738 nucleotides. Its product is annotated as polymorphic outer membrane protein. NCBI's taxonomy places the organism in Eukaryota, Apusomonadida, Apusomonadidae. The transcript has 7 exons. The coding region runs from base 1 to 36738 and encodes 12245 amino acids. The record is from RefSeq and is a predicted model, not a curated record.